This is a messenger RNA of Asparagus officinalis (garden asparagus), 1735 nucleotides long. Its product is annotated as cyclic dof factor 2-like. The coding region runs from base 48 to 1433 and encodes 461 amino acids. The record is from RefSeq and is a predicted model, not a curated record. The transcript is spliced from 2 exons. Gene Ontology annotation, molecular function: DNA-binding transcription factor activity; DNA binding. NCBI's taxonomy places the organism in Eukaryota, Viridiplantae, Streptophyta, Magnoliopsida, Asparagales, Asparagaceae. Gene Ontology annotation, biological process: regulation of DNA-templated transcription.
CUCUCUCUCUUUUCACUGACCGUUCCUCUUCUAAUCUUCGAUCAACGAUGGCUGCUGACGUCGGCGAGCCCCAUAUCGAGAUCUCGGACGGCGCGGCCCCCUUAACGGAUUCGGAUCCGCAACCCGACCCGAUUCGGGAUCCUAAGGGUAUAUGCAGAGGAAUCACAAAUGAAGAAGUCAAAGAUCGGGCAGCAGAUGUCUCAGAGGCAUUAGACCAGGAUUUUGAGGUAGCUGGUUCUUCUGGUUUAAACAGUGGUAGUCAAAGUGAUCACCACGUAUCCAUUCACACUGAAGAAGCACUAACAGAUUCCAAGCAUAACCAUGAUCUGUCUGAAUCUGAUAGCUCAGGAAAAAAUAAGGCCCUCAAGAAGCCAGAUAAAAUACUGCCUUGUCCUCGCUGCAACAGCUUAAACACCAAGUUCUGCUAUUAUAACAAUUACAACGUUAAUCAACCAAGGCAUUUUUGUAGGAAUUGUCAGCGGUAUUGGACUGCAGGUGGUACAAUGAGAAAUGUUCCUGUUGGUGCUGGAAAGCGGAAGACAAAACAUUCUCUAAAGCAACAGAAUCAUUCUGGAGGUGCUUCUGUGUCUAUAAAGCCUCUAAUGGGAAAUGAGGUUGUCAUGAAAUUUGGCCCAGAAACACCAUUAUGCAAACCUGCGGCCUCCGUGGAAAUGGCCUUUGUUUCUGUUGGAGAGAAGGGCAAGGAACCCUCUCCCUCCUCUUCUAUUACUCCUAGUUGUUCUGAAAAUGAUUUCCCUAAGCUCGAAGCUCACAAAGACCAAAAUUGUCCUCCUGUUUGUGGCAGUGGGCUCCGUCCUUUGCAUCCUCUACAGGGUUUUCCAGGGCCACCAUGGCCUUACUUCUUGGGCCCAGAAUGGAACAAUAUUGCUGCCAUGGCAGCAAGCAACUGCUCUUUUGAGAAUGGCAGUCCAAACCCUCUUCCAUGGACCCCGCCAAUGAUUUUUGCUGCUCCAGCUUUAUGCACAUCUACUGUUCCCUUUCCUUUCAUGCCGCCUUCAUUCUGGCCCUGCACAACAAGUUGGCCAAAUCAAGCAUGGAAUGUACCAUGGAGUGGCUCUAUCAAUGGCUUGUCACCAUUCUCAUCUGCUAUAACUAAUAACAUGUCUUCAGACAAUGAUCCUCCUACACUGGGCAAGCAUUCUAGAGAUGGUAGCUUGGAAGGGGAGAAUAAAACAGAGAGAAAGUCUUUAUGGAUUCCUAAAACUUUGAGAAUUGAUGACCCAGAAGAGGCUGCUAAGAGCUCCAUAUGGUCCACACUUGGCAUUAAGCCUGAUGAGUCGAUAAAAAGGGGCAGCCUUUUUCGAGGUUUCCAGUCCAAUAAUGAAAGUCAUGCUUCAUCCACUGCUGCUAAAGUUUUGCAAGCCAAUCCUGCUGCCUUAUCUCGCUCUCAGACAUUUCUUGAGAGCACAUAAGCAUGUGACAUCUCAUAGAGAGAUACUUAUUCUUACUUCAAAAGCACAAGAAACAUUUUUAGUGCAUGUAAUUUGCUGGUUAAAGCAUUUGGUGACUUUUUAAUACAGCCUGUUGUAGAGCUUCGUUAUGCUGUCACGUAGUUGUUGGGGAUGAAUUGGCCAGGUUUGUCAAGUUUCCUUAAACUGUAGAUGGAGUUCUGUAAAUAGUAGGUGCAGGUGAUGUUUAUAGUUUGAAUGAAACAUAGUUUUAUUUCUCCUCUGGUGAUUAUGGUGGAAGCUAAAGAUCUGAUUUCUGAGUUCUA